ACCGCAUUAUUUUGUAACACGAAUAAACAAAUUAUGCUCAUGUUUCCUAGCCUUUCAUAUAUAAGUGUUGCUUUCUCAAUGGACCAAACCACCAGAAUUUUCUAAACUUACAAAGCCAAAAUCUUGAGCUACAAUUUAACUAUAAUGAAUCUUCCAACUUUUGCAACAUUACUUAAGGCACUUAGCAUAUGGCUCAUCUUGGCAUUGAGCCAUGUUGGUGAGUGUCACAGCUCCGGUUUGCCAGAAAAGCGGUCUAGAUUAGGUCAUCGAGGUAAGUUCGAUGGUCAAAUGAAUGCGUUAAAGGGUCGUAAACUUUCACGUGCUUUACUUGAUUCACAAGAAGCCGAAAGUCCAUUUAGUCCAUUUAGUCCUUUCACUCCGUUCACUCCUUUUAGUCCAUUUAGUCCAAUGAGUAGCCCUAGUUUUCCUACAGAUUCUUCAACUCCUCCUAGUCCUAGUUCACUUGUUGAAUCUCCUCCCGAUUCUUUCUCCCCUUCGAUAAGUCCUUCGAGUUCUCCUACAACUCCGGUCCCUUCAACGCCUUCAAAUCCUCCUACAACUUCGCCUCCUAGUCCCGUGGUUGAUUCCCCCACCAAUACUCCCACUUCACCAGUAAGUCCUUCAAGUACUCCACCAAAUUCUUCCAAUCCUCCAAGACCUUCUGGUUUGCGAGUAGGCUUCUAUCAAGGUUUAUGUCCUACACCAAAUGUCGACGUUGAGGCCACCAUUACUACUAAAGUUCAACAACUUUUUAGCAAGGAUGCAACUCUUCUUCCUGCUCUCCUUCGUAUGCAAUUUCAUGAUUGUUUUGUCCAUGGAUGUGACGCUUCAAUUUUACUUGAUGGACCAUCAUCUGAGAAAACCGCGGGUCCUAAUUUGAGUGUUAGAGGGUACGAGUUUAUAGAUACUUUGAAGAGUGUAGCUGAAGAAGAAUGUCCAGAUGUUGUCUCAUGUGCCGACAUUAUAGCAAUUGCAACCAAAGAGCUUAUUAAGCUGGGUGGUGGACCGGGAUAUUCAUUACAAACCGGGCGAAAAGAUGGACUCGUAUCUACCCAAGACGUGAAACUUCCAAGCCCAUUCGCAACAGUUACCGAAAGUAUCUUAGCCUUUGGUGAAAAAAACUUUAACCCCGAAGAAAUGCUGCUUCUUAUAGCUGGUGGUCAUACGAUUGGAAAGUCACAUUGUUCGUUCUUCCAAGAUAGACUUUACGAAGGUACGAGCCAAUUUGAUCCAAAUAUGGACUCGAACCUUCGUGAACAACUAAGUGGUACUUGCCCCCAAGGUACAAACUCAGAUAACUUCACGUUUCUUGAUCAAAAUCCACUAAGCUCGAGCAAAUUCGACAACUCUUUCUUAGAUCAACUCUUGAAUGGACGAGGAAUCUUACCAAUAGACCAAGCUUUGUCACGUGAUUCUCAAACUAGUAGCUUUGUUCUACAGUAUGCUCAAAAUCCUGCCUUAUUCAAUGCUAAGUUUGCAAGUGUUAUGAUUAAAUUGCAAGCCCUUGACGUCCUUCUUGGCGAUCAAGGACAGAUUAGGAAAGUUUGUAGUAAAGUUAACUAAGACUUGCAUACUUGUAUAUUUGUAGAGCAUGAGAAAUAAUAGUUGUAGAAACAUUCUUUUCUCAAUUCUUGACUUCUUGACCUUUUGAGUUUUAAAACAUGUAUGUAUAAUGUAUUAAGCUUUAAAAUUUCAUUCAUUUUGAAAGCUAAUUAAAUAUCCUCUUAUUUUGUUUUAGAAUAUAUUUAACCAAAUAAAACCCAUAAGGAGUUAGGGUCU
Chenopodium quinoa (quinoa) is the source of this 1779-nucleotide messenger RNA. Its product is annotated as peroxidase 57-like. Bases 145 to 1563 code for a protein of 472 amino acids. The transcript has 4 exons. The record is from RefSeq and is a predicted model, not a curated record. Gene Ontology annotation, molecular function: peroxidase activity; heme binding. Gene Ontology annotation, cellular component: plant-type cell wall; plasmodesma. Gene Ontology annotation, biological process: response to oxidative stress; hydrogen peroxide catabolic process. Lineage: Eukaryota; Viridiplantae; Streptophyta; Magnoliopsida; Caryophyllales; Amaranthaceae.